AGGAACGAGAUCACAGAGGGAGAGAAAGAGAGAAAGAGGGAUCGCCGGAGUUUGGCUCCGAUCCUGGUUGAGUCGCCGUCGGCCGCCUCCUUCACCCGUAGCAGAGUAUAGCCCGCUGCUUCGCCGGAGGAAAAGGAGAGCACCGUCCAGGCUUUAGACACGUCCCUUGUGGAAUUACGACUAUUAGGGAAUGUUGAAAAGGCAUCAAUGACAGCGAACGAAGGUGUCAAUGGGACCACCGUUGGUUUUGAGAACCAAAAGACCAGCACUAGUGAAAAUGAUGCUUCUGGUAGAGCAAAUAUAAGAAGAAAAGCUUUGGGUGAUGCUAGCAAUGUUCGAAAAAGUGACGUUUCCGAUGAAGUUGUAUGCAUUGGGUCCAAGCCAAUGAAGUACCAAAGUGAGGGCUUCACAUCUUUGCAGCGUGUUUUGGUGGAUCCAAGGAUUAGGAAAGCAGGAGUUGCAAAAGAGAAAUCUUUUGUGGUGGUAAGUUGCAUUUCUGCUUCCUAUUUUUCCCCUUCUUUUGCUCUCGGCUAUAUCUAAUAUACAAGUGAUAGUAUUUUUUCUUGUCCUGCAGCAGCCUAGCAUUUUGUUUCUGAACUUAUCAGAUUAAUCGAUUCUUAAAAUUUGAAAUUUGGUGAGUAGCAAUAAAUAGGUUGGGGGUAUGGUUUAUUUAUGCCUUCGUAUAUCAUAUUUCUAAGACUUGGUAAGAGGACGGAAAACUGAAGUGUUUGUUAUUGCUGUCCAGACUUUAUUGUCAUGUUGAAAUAGAUAGUAAUGUCGUCACUCUUGACACAAUGAGUAGUUGUAUUUAAAGCCCUAGUGAUUACCCAGUAAUAGCUCAAAUGGGAAUUCACGAAAUAGAGACAUAGGAAAGUGGUCACGAUUUGAUGGUGUUGGUGAAGAAAAGAGCAACUGAAGCACCUAAAGGAGGAAUAGAUUUUCAUCUGAAGCGAUAAAACUGGAAAAGAAAAAGGGCAACAGAAAGGAACUUGUAUUAAAAUCCGAACUCGCUUUUGUCAUGUUGAAUUGGUCGGGUCUGACAAUUCAUUUCUAGGAUAAAAUCUUUUCCGUGUACCACAAAAUAUGGGGUAAUUGAAGUGCCUUGGACCAGUUGAAAAGAGCGACUGAAGCACCUAAAGGAGGAAUAGAUUUUCAUCUGAAGCGAUAAAACUGGAAAAGAAAAAGGGCAACAGAAAGGAACUUGUAUUAAAAUCCGAACUCACUUUUGUCAUGUUGAAUUGGUCGGGUCUGACAAUUCAUUUCUAGGAUAAAAUCUUUUCCGUGUACCACAAAAUAUGGGGUAAUUGAAGUGCCUUGGACCAGUUUUGAACUUCCUUAGACAAGGAUAGAAUAGCACCUUAAGCUGUACUACACAAGGAGUAGCACUAGUCUUAACUACCAACGAGGCCUUUUGGUAGUAGUUUCUGUUGUGCUAGGGACAAAAUUUUUCGAGGGAUGGUAUUGUGGUUGUGCCUUAGAAAGGACAAUAUUGGGUCAGGCCGAGGGAUGGCAGUGCGGUUGUGCCUGUAUCUUAAAUAAGCCUUUUCUGGGCAGGUGAGUCCUCAACCUAAAGUGGACAAUGUUGUUGACAAGGAGGUUGGCCCUUACAAAUAAGAUUUGUUAUGUGUAUGUGUUUUUUCAUUGAAUUUUGGUAGAAUUAGGAUUAAUGAUCGAGAUGGCAGCAUAGUACCAUAAGAUAAUCAAUGACCAUGCUUUGAGACCAAAUAAAUCCGUUCGUCAAUUUCAUCCCAAUCAUCAGAUUUCCCGGAAUUUUCAGCUAACAUAUUGGUUGUGGCUCGCCCUUUGACGGACUUUUGUGCCAUGCUUUGAAUGUCAAACUCAGAGUAAUAUUUGUCAUUUAGUGAGCCUUCCAACCAAUGCGGACUUCUCCAAAAGAUAUUUGAUUGGGUCAUUCUCAGUCACCAGAAGGAUGCAGUGAUGCAGGGUGUAUUGCCUCAAUCGGUGUAAAACCUAAAUCAAGGCUACACAGGUCUUUUCCACUUCAGGAUAUCGGAUCUCGAAAGUAGUAGACUUCUUACUGAGCUAAUAUAUGGCAUGUUCUAUUCCAUCCUUUGGUUCUAAAGACUCUUCGUGAAUGGCGAGAUACAAGAUUAAAGGCACGCCUAUCCACAAUUCAAAGACAUCAUAAAGAAAAAGCUGAAUCAAAUUCAGCUUUACUUGU
This is a messenger RNA of Eucalyptus grandis, 2182 nucleotides long. RefSeq lists its product as uncharacterized. Lineage: Eukaryota; Viridiplantae; Streptophyta; Magnoliopsida; Myrtales; Myrtaceae. The record is from RefSeq and is a predicted model, not a curated record. The transcript is spliced from 6 exons. The coding region runs from base 208 to 540 and encodes 110 amino acids.